Molecule: messenger RNA, 1509 nt
Organism: Cornus florida
Lineage: Eukaryota; Viridiplantae; Streptophyta; Magnoliopsida; Cornales; Cornaceae
Product: uridylate kinase PUMPKIN, chloroplastic
Exons: 7
Coding region: 135-1160 (341 amino acids)
Biological process (GO): UDP biosynthetic process
Cellular component (GO): cytoplasm
Molecular function (GO): UMP kinase activity
Source: RefSeq, a predicted model, not a curated record
UUUUUAUUUUUGUGAAAAUAAUGAUUAAACAAAGCGUCCAUAAAUUGAAAGCAAGUCUGGCAGUGCGAAUUGAUAACUCGUUGUGGGGAUUAUUACCUGUGUGACUCCUCUUCUGUUUUCGGUUUUAGUUUCUGAUGGCGCUAUCUACUUCCUUUGGCCGCCCCAUUUUAUCUCAAAACACCGUCUCUCCUCAAUUUUCUUCAUCUUCACCUUCACCUUCCCCUUCUCUGUGUAUCUUCAAACCCCACCAUUGGAACCUAACGAUGAUGGGCUAUCAGAGCUCGUAUGGACGAGUGGUAAUUAAUUGCUCUUCUUCUGAAAUGGGUUCCACCUCAGACUCCAUGAAUAUCAGGCAGUCUCAAUUAUCUUCUAUAUCUCCUUUUGGUAUGAAAUUGAAUGAAGCUAGCACAUCCAAACCCUCGUAUAAAUGGCAGAGGGUGUUGCUUAAAGUGAGUGGAGAAGCACUUGCAGGAGAUCAAGCACAAAAUAUUGAUCCAAAGGUUACAAUGGCCAUUGCAAGGGAGGUUGCAUCUGUGACUCGGCUUGGGAUUGAGGUUGCAAUUGUCGUCGGUGGGGGAAAUAUCUUUCGUGGAUCGUCUUGGGCUGGAAGUAGCGGUCUUGAUCGUUCUUCUGCUGAUUACAUUGGGAUGUUGGCAACUGUUAUGAAUGCUAUAUUUCUGCAAGCGACAAUGGAGAGCAUUGGCAUCCCAACACGAGUCCAGACUGCAUUUCGCAUGUCUGAAGUUGCUGAACCAUACAUACGUAGAAGGGCUGUUAGGCAUUUAGAGAAAGGUAGGGUUGUGAUUUUUGCAGCUGGAACUGGAAAUCCAUUCUUCACAACAGAUACUGCUGCAGCCCUUCGUUGUGCAGAGAUUAAUGCAGAAGUAGUGCUGAAAGCUACAAACGUGGAUGGGGUAUAUGAUGACGACCCCAGGCAUAACCCAAAUGCUCGCCUUCUCGAUACUUUAACAUAUCAGGAAGUGAUAUCAAGGGAUCUUUCGGUGAUGGACUUGACGGCUAUUACUUUGUGUCAGGAGAACAACAUUCCUGUUGUUGUGUUCAAUCUUUCCAAACACAGCAACAUCUCAAAAGCCAUCAUGGGGGAAAGGGUGGGCACAUUGAUUGGAGCAACCUUGAAUUCAGCUGCAGCAAUGACUUGAUUAGGAGGGUUUAUACGACGAUGAAGGUUGGUUUUUCUUCUUGGUUUGGGUUCGAGGUUGUAGCUGCCAAAACAGUUCAUCAUCGAAACUUUCAAGGUUGGAGUUUUGCCAUGGAAAGCAUAAUGUAGUAUGCAUUUGAAGAUUGAAGAUGAAAAAUGAACACAGCAGUGCUAAAUGUGAGCAUCCAAGUUAGCUGAUUGAGAUGUUUAUUGAUGCUAUGUAAAAUAUCUUGUGGAAUGCAGAAUUUUGUUCAAGUGUCUUUAUCCUUUUUUCUGAACUCAAAUUGCAGUGUCAUGAAAAGGGUAAAUUACAAUACAUGUUUCUGAAAUGGCAGCUUUGAUUUUCAUUA